CCUGAUAGCGUUACCUAAUAUUCUCCUUUUAUUUAUUUUUUGAAUUUGAAUUCAUUAUUUCCAGGGUUGAGAAAAUACAUUUUGAUAAUAUUGAUUUCGGAAUUUGAGAGGGAAAAAUGGCGAAGGGGCAAAAUCUGUCUGCGGACGUGACUCAGUUAAUCGAUCAGUUGGACCGCCACUGCUUGGCCCCUGAUGGAUCUCUAGUCUCCAAAUCUGCCUAUUACGAUCUCCAACUAGCUAGAGAGGAAAUGUCCAGAGAAAGACUUCGCUACUUGGAAGCAAUGGCAAUAUACUGUGAGGCUAUUGCCUUGGUUGAAGAAUAUCAGCAGGUUGUUACAGUAGCAAACCUUGGAGGUAUUAGAGAUGUCCAGGGUCUGUACCCACUAUUGGGUUUGAAGAACUCUCCUCAGGUUUACGAGGCUCUUGAGCACCGGCUAGUUGUUGCAGAAGCAGCUCAAAAAUUGAGGCUCCCUUUGAUUUCCAAAGACGGUGAGAUUCACGAGGAAGAAAUUGAAAAGUGGAGUAUAAUGUCAAGAAGCUCUCUUGAUAGUAUGAGUACAAGUGUCACCAUUAGCUCAAGCUCAAAUUCAACAAAUUAUACAAAUAUCUUUAUAACUAGUGCUGGUGGUGCAGCAAAUAAUGCUCUUACCAGCAACACUACUGAUACAGAGGAACCUGGAGUUGGUGGUGUUCCUAAUAGAUUCCUUGGAAUAACACCUGCUUAUUUAUGGCAAACUCAGCUCCAACAAGCACCAUUAUCCAUGGACAUGGCAGAGUACCAGAUGUCGCUUUUAUGCGAGAUUGAGGGUCGUUUAAAAUCCAAGUGUGAUAAAUUAGCAGAUGCCUUCGUAAUAGAUGACAUGGACUCUUCAACUGGUAGUCAAAAUUCAAAUGCUCGGCUUCUAGAAAGGGCAAAGUUAGUUAUUGAGGAGAUCGAGAGGGAAGAGGCAUGUUUACAGGAGGAUCUAUAUUCUGCAGAUAGAAAAUUGGCAGAAUAUUUCAAUGUCUUAGAGCAGAUACUUGGAGUGCUUAUCAAACUGGUUAAAGAUUUGAAGCUGCAACAUCAACAUAAAUAUGAUGAACUGCAAAAAACUUGGCUGUGCAAAAGGUGUGAAACCAUGAAUGCGAAAUUGAGGGUUCUUGAACAUAUUCUCCUUCUUGAGACGUAUACUCAGGACUCAAUUCCAGCACUCCAUAAAAUAAGGAAAUAUCUGGUUGAAGCUACGGAAGAAGCUUCACUAGCAUACAAUAAAGCAGUAUGUUUCUCUAUUAUGGUCACGCGCCUUCGUGAGUAUCAAGGUGUUGAUCCUCACUUCGAUACGAUUGCCAGGCAGUACCAUGAUAUAGUAAAGAAACUGGAAAACAUGCAAUGGACAAUUCGCCAAGUCGAGAUGGACCUGAAACGCUUACCAGAUCACCCCAGCACCUAAUAUAUACAUACAUAUAUAUAUAUUCAUUUUGUUUUGUAAUUGAAAUUGUUUUCAUCUUCAGUUGUGUUUUUGGUCAAAGCACCUAUCUGAUUUCUUUUCCUGUUUUGUGUAACACCAUAGUAUGUGAUAUUUUUUAAAAGGAUGAUUUUUUGUGGUUGCUAGAAA
This is a messenger RNA of Cornus florida, 1595 nucleotides long. Its product is annotated as AUGMIN subunit 4-like. NCBI's taxonomy places the organism in Eukaryota, Viridiplantae, Streptophyta, Magnoliopsida, Cornales, Cornaceae. The transcript has 13 exons. Gene Ontology annotation, molecular function: microtubule minus-end binding. Gene Ontology annotation, cellular component: HAUS complex. Bases 117 to 1430 code for a protein of 437 amino acids. Gene Ontology annotation, biological process: spindle assembly. The record is from RefSeq and is a predicted model, not a curated record.